This is a messenger RNA of Cladophialophora psammophila CBS 110553, 888 nucleotides long. RefSeq lists its product as uncharacterized. Gene Ontology annotation, molecular function: oxidoreductase activity, acting on the CH-OH group of donors, NAD or NADP as acceptor. NCBI's taxonomy places the organism in Eukaryota, Fungi, Ascomycota, Eurotiomycetes, Chaetothyriales, Herpotrichiellaceae. The transcript is spliced from 2 exons. The record is from RefSeq and is a predicted model, not a curated record. Bases 1 to 888 code for a protein of 295 amino acids.
AUGGCAAACCUGCCGUCCUUCACAAGAACGUUCCAUCGAGAUACUUACCCGGCCAUAUCACCCAUGCGACCAGAACAGUCAGCGGCUGGAAAAGUUGUCAUUGUCACCGGCGCCGCAGGUCGAAUCGGCAAGGCGACUUGCAUAGCAUUCGCUCGCGCUGGAGCCCAACAUGUUGCCAUGCUAGAUCUCGACGGCGACAACCUGCAAAAGGCAAAAGCAGAGAUCGAGCAGGAUCCGCAGUGCGAAUCCUCGAACCUCCACUUAUUCCCUGUCGACAUCACGAACCAGGCCGCAGUCAAAGAGACCUUCUCCUCGAUCGAGUCGACCUUGGGCAAGGUGAAUGUCCUGGUCAACAACGCGGGUUACCAACCUUCCCCCAAGCUGUACCGAGAUGCCGAGAUUGAUGAGUGGUGGAAGGGUUUCGAGAUCAACGUAAAGGGCAGCUUUAUCGUCACGCAAGAGUUCGUGCGAAGAGCAGCACCGGCGCUCUCGGACAAUGCCGAGCCUGUAUUGAUCAAUAUCUCGAGCGUACUUGCGCAUUGGGGCAUCAGACAGGGUUAUGUAAACAAGCAAAGUGCUUACAGCGGGGCCAAAAUGGCAAUGACUCGAGCCAUGGAGAUUCUGCAGGAGGAAGAGCCAUGGGUACGGGUCGUGAAUGUCCACCCGGGUCUUGUAGUAUCGCCAAUGUCAGCGAAGUCGGGGACAUUGGAAUAUUCCAUCGACAAUGUCAACUUACCGGCGCACUUUGCCGUAUGGCUUGCGAGCGACGAGGCUCAGUUCACAAAGGGAAGAUUCUUGUGGUCAAAUUGGGACGUUUCUGAGCUGCAGCAACGAAAGGAAGAGAUUUUGGAACACGAUCUGUUGAGGUUAAAGGUAGAUGGGUUAUGA